UUUGUUUAUAAAACAGUGACCCCCAGUUAGCCUGCACCAUCUACUAGCUAGUAGAAUGGCAUCAACUAUAUUGCAACGAAAGAGAGCCGGAGAGGAUGCCGUUGUCAUCGUGGGAGCCGGAAUCGCCGGACUCGCCGUGGCUCUCGGGCUGCACAGGAAAGGGGUGAAGUGCACGGUGCUAGAGUCGUCGCCGGAGCUCAGGGCGUCGGGGUUCGCCAUCGCGACGUGGAGGAAUGCGUUGCAAGCGCUUGACGCCCUUGGGGUAGGCGACAAGAUCAGGAAGUGUCAUCUGCAUCUUCAGGAGAGGUUGUAUUCUCUGGAGGCAAAUUUCCAUCUCCAUAUCUUAGACCUUAAUUUUUCACAUCACAGGUUGCAUGUCUUCUCUUCGUUCACCGGAGAGAUGGCACAUGCAACGUCUCUCAAUGAGCAGGGGAAACGAUGCAGAGGACCCAACGAAAUGCUCUGCGUCAGGCGGGACUGGCUACUGCGAGCACUGGAGGAAGAGCUACCAGAAGGCACCAUCCGCUACUCCUCCAAGAUCGUUGAAAUCGAAGAGGACGGCGACGCCAAGAUCCUACACCUAGCCGACGGCGCAAUUCUCCGAGCAAAGGUAGUGAUCGGUUGCGACGGGGUCAAUUCCGUGGUGGCAAAAUGGCUGGGGCUCGCAAAGCCGUCCUACUCGGGGCGCUUGGCUACGAGAGGCCUCGCGUGUUACCCUGGCGGCCACGGCUUCGAUCCCAAGUUCAAGAUGUUCUUCGGCCAUGGCUUUCGUCUCGGCGUGAUCCCCUGCAACGAUACUGAUGUCUACUGGUUCUUCACCUGGUCUCCUUCUGAGCACGAUGAUGAUGCUCUCGCCAAGAAUAAGAAGUUCGUUCUGACCAAGCUGAAUAGCGCGGAGAUCCCAGCCGAGGUGCUCGAGAUCAUCGAGAGGAGCGAGGCGAAGGACGUGCUCACCGCGCCGCUGCGUUUCCGGCCGCCGCUCUCGCUGCUGCUGGCGAGCAUCAGCAAGGGGAACGUGUGCGUCGCCGGCGACGCGCUGCACCCGAUGACGCCCGACCUGGGGCAGGGCGGCUGCGCGGCGCUGGAGGACGGCGUCGUGCUGGCGAGAUGCCUCGGCGACGCCAUCCUCGGCGGCGGCGGCGGCGGUGCGGAGAGCGAGAGGAUCGAGGCGGGUCUGCGUGAGUACGCGAGGAUCCGGCGGUGGAGGAGCGCCGAGCUCAUCGGGACAGCCUACGCGGUCGGCUUCAUGCAGGAGAGCAGCAAUGCGGUCAUCAGCUUUCUGCGUGACAAUUGGUUGGCCGGAGCGCUGGUGAGAAAGCUUCUGAAAAUGGCGGACUAUGACUGUGGCAAGCUCUAAAAUGUGAAUGGUUAUUGGCCUUCUGUACCGGGAUCCUUUUACAGUGGUCUCUACUCUCUAGACUCUCUACUCGUAAUACACUAUUAUUGUAUUAUCAUUAGUACAAGUGACCAACUAUUGAUUUAUGAAUUCUGCUUCUAAUAAAAAAAUAUUUUGCUAUCA
Molecule: messenger RNA, 1519 nt
Organism: Oryza sativa Japonica Group (Japanese rice)
Lineage: Eukaryota; Viridiplantae; Streptophyta; Magnoliopsida; Poales; Poaceae
Product: monooxygenase 2
Molecular function (GO): FAD binding
Source: RefSeq, a predicted model, not a curated record